Messenger RNA from Ruditapes philippinarum (Manila clam), 1327 nucleotides. RefSeq lists its product as uncharacterized. Bases 1 to 942 code for a protein of 313 amino acids. The record is from RefSeq and is a predicted model, not a curated record. The transcript has 4 exons. Lineage: Eukaryota; Metazoa; Mollusca; Bivalvia; Venerida; Veneridae.
AUGGGUGAUCUACAUCUACAAAUACUUGAGGUUUUGAUGAUGGGGGAGCUUGUGGCCAAGUCGUUUUCAAAUGGCGUGGAAGUACGCAAGAAGGCUGCACUUUGGGGCUUGCGUGUUAGGGUACCACCCCCAAGGAUUCAUAUAACUCUACCAUUUAAAGGACAAGUAAAUGAUGAGUUGAUGAAUAAAUUAAAGAUCAAAAGUCGAAGGUCAAAUGUGUUCAUGUCUGUAGAAUGUAAAUCGCCAGUGAAUCAGUUGCAUUACAGCCCUCUACAAGACAGGGGUUCUGCAAAGAAAAGGCUGGACUCAGCAGCACUUAAGCAGGGUGAAUUUAAGAACAGUCCGUCCAAACUAGCUGCCAUACAACAAAAGCCAGGUAGAAAGCUUAGACAACUGACAUUCCUUGAAGAACUUAUUCCAUCCAAUGAUUCAUUAAUAGGAUGUAAUCACCCAUUUAAAACAGAACUGGAACAGUCUGCUGAAAAAGCUGAACAGAAAAUGCGCGCAGAAAUAUGGAACAAAUUCUUGGAAACGUUUGAUCAAAAUGAUGAUAAUCAUGAUGAGUCAGAAAUUAAUACAGGGACUUUAGACUGUGUACAUGAUGGUCCACCUGUUCUGGAAAAAGUGGAACCUGUUGUUCCUACUUUAUGUAACGGUACCCCACCUAUGCCUGAAAUUCAGGAGAAGAAACAGAGUCGUAAAUCAGUGCCAAAGUUAGAGAAGAAUGGUGAUAAGAGGUCGAGGGAGCGACAACGGAGACGAAUAUCAUCUCAACUGCCGACAGAAACAUCAGAUGAAUUUGUGGUUAAACACAUCAGAUCUGUUGCCGGGGGAAAUUAUUAUUGCUGUCAUGAUAAAACUGGAUAUGGGCGGGGCUUUUCUGUAAUGGGGCGUAGACUGAACAGUGAAGGGCGUGUUGAGUAUAUGGUAAAAUGGGAUUGAAUUUAAUCAUUUUAGAAUGGAUGAUUCAAGAUUUGUAUUAUAUUGAAUGAGAGGACAAAAUUAUUAUUUAACUAAUUUCAUUGAGAUCAUCCCCCUGUCAUCGUCAGCCGUUCGUCUUCAACAAUUAUUAAAAACAACAUCUCUUCAAACGCCAGUUAUUAAUCAAACUACACAGGAAUGAACCUUUGGUGGUCCCCUAUCAAAGUUAUUUGCAUGAUUCCAUUCACUUGCAUAAGUAGGUCACAGAGCCAAAAAAAAGGUUUUAAAAAUGUAAAUUAAAAAUCUCCAAAUAUGAAAGUAAAAUGCCCAGAGGUUUGUUAGAGGGUAUGUAGUUAUAUCUGAAGGUUCUCUGUCAAAGAUGUAUAAAUUUUAAUUGGGACUGCUA